GCGAGGGAAGGAAAGAAAAAAAAAAAAAAGGGAGCGAAGAAGGGAAGGAAAGAGGGAAGAGAGGAAAAAAAAAACCCGGCCGUAGCCAUGGCCGGGCUGCGGAGCUGCGGGCUGCUCCUCUGCCUGCUCCUGGCCCGGGCCCUGCGCUUCCCGGACUAUUCCUACGUGCUGGAGGAAGAGGAGGAGGAGGACGAGGAGCCCCUGGACUACAAGGACCCCUGCAAAGCCGCCGCCUUCCUGGGCGACAUCGCCCUGGACGAGGAGGACCUGCGGCUCUUCCAGGUGGACCGGGUGGUGGACCUGUCCCGUCACACCGUCACCCGCCUGCCCUCCAACUCCUCAGGCAGCAACGCCACCAGCCCCCGGCCGGGCCGCCCUCGGCGCAGCCGGGGCCGGCAGCGGAGCCGCCGGGCAGCCACGUCCCGGCCGGAGCGAGUGUGGCCGGACGGGGUCAUCCCCUACGUCAUCAGUGGCAACUUCAGCGGCAGCCAGCGAGCCAUAUUCCGGCAGGCCAUGCGGCACUGGGAGAAGCACACCUGCGUCACCUUCCUGGAGCGCAACGACGAGGACAGCUACAUCGUCUUCACCUACAGGCCCUGCGGAUGCUGUUCCUACGUGGGCCGCCGGGGAGGGGGCCCCCAGGCCAUCUCCAUCGGCAAGAACUGUGACAAAUUCGGCAUCGUGGUGCACGAGCUGGGCCACGUCAUCGGCUUCUGGCACGAGCACACCCGCCCCGACCGGGAUGACCACGUCUCCAUCAUCAGGGAGAACAUCCAGCCAGGGCAGGAAUACAACUUCCUGAAGAUGGAGCCAGAGGAGGUGGAGUCGCUGGGGGAGACGUACGACUUCGACAGCAUCAUGCACUACGCCAGGAACACCUUCUCCAGGUACCUGCCCUGUGGGGUUGGGGGGGGUGGCUCGGCCUGGGGACAAAGGGCACAGCGGGGUCUUGGGGGGCUUUCCCGGGGGUCUGACUUCUGUGUUUUCUCCUUUGUAGCCUGUGGGGAGACGCUCCAGGACAGCCAGGGUAACUUCUCCUCCCCGGAAUUCCCCAAUGGAUACUCUGCCCACAUGCACUGCGUCUGGAGGAUCUCCGUCACUCCCGGAGAGAAGAUCAUCCUGAAUUUCACCACCCUGGACCUGUACCGAAGCCGGCUGUGCUGGUACGACUACGUGGAGGUGAGAGACGGGUUCUGGAGAAAGGCCACGCUGCGAGGCAGGUUCUGCGGGAACAAGCUGCCCGAGCCCAUCAUCUCCACCGACAGCCGCCUCUGGGUCGAGUUUCGGAGCAGCAGCAACUGGGUGGGCAAAGGAUUCUUCGCUGUCUACGAAGCCAUCUGUGGGGGGGAAGUGAAGAAGGACAACGGGCACAUCCAGUCCCCCAACUACCCUGAUGACUAUCGGCCCAGCAAGGUGUGUGUCUGGAAAAUCACCGUCUCCGAGGGCUUCCACGUGGGAUUGACCUUCCAGUCCUUCGAGAUCGAGCGGCACGACAGCUGUGCCUACGACUACCUGGAGAUCCGGGAUGGCAGCACUGAGUCGAGCAGCCUCAUCGGCCGCUACUGCGGCUACGACAAGCCCGACGACAUCAAGAGCACCUCCAACAAGCUCUGGAUGAAAUUCGUCUCCGACGGCUCCAUCAACAAGGCGGGUUUCGCCGUCAACUUCUUCAAAGAGAUGGACGAGUGCUCCCGGCCCAACAACGGCGGCUGCGAGCAGCGCUGCGUCAACACCCUGGGCAGCUACAAGUGUGCCUGUGACCCUGGCUACGAGCUGGCAUCCGACAAGCGCCGCUGCGAGGCCGCCUGCGGAGGUUUCCUCACCAAGCUCAACGGCUCCAUCACCAGCCCGGGGUGGCCCAAAGAAUACCCCCCCAACAAGAACUGCAUCUGGCAGCUGGUGGCCCCCACCCAGUACCGCAUCUCCCUCCAGUUCGACUUCUUCGAGACCGAGGGCAAUGACGUGUGCAAGUACGACUUCGUGGAGGUGCGCAGCGGGCUGACGGCCGACUCCAAACUGCACGGCAAGUUCUGCGGCGCCGAGAAGCCCGACGUGAUCACCUCGCAGUACAACAACAUGAGGAUCGAGUUCAAGUCCGACAACACCGUCUCCAAAAAGGGCUUCAAAGCCCAUUUCUUCUCAGACAAGGACGAGUGCUCCAAGAACAACGGGGGCUGCCAGCACGAGUGCCUCAACUCCUUCGGCAGCUACGAGUGCCAGUGCCGCAGCGGCUUCGUGCUGCACGACAACAAGCACGACUGCAAGGAAGCCGGCUGUGACCACAAGGUGACAUCCAUCUCCGGGACCAUCACCAGCCCCAACUGGCCCGACAAGUACCCCAGCAAGAAGGAGUGCACCUGGGCCAUCAGCACCACGCCGGGGCACCGCAUCAAGCUGACCUUCUCGGAGCUGGACGUGGAGGCGCAGCAGGAAUGCGCCUACGACCACCUGGAGAUCUACGACGGGAAGGACGCCAAGGCCCCAGCGCUCGGCCGCUUCUGCGGGGCCAAGGAGCCCGAGCCCGUCGUCUCCUCGGGCAACAAGAUGUUCCUCAAGUUUGUCUCCGACAACUCCGUCCAGAAGAAGGGGUUUGAGGCCACCCACACCACAGUGUGCGGAGGCCAGGUCCGCGCCGAGGUGAAGACCAAGGACUUGUAUUCCCACGCACAAUUCGGGGACAACAACUACCCGGGGGGCUCGGACUGCGAGUGGGUGAUCAUGGCAGAGGAGGGGUUCGGCGUGGAGCUCAUCUUCCAGACCUUUGAGAUCGAGGAGGAAGCCGACUGCGGAUACGACUACAUGGAGCUCUUCGACGGCUACGACGGGACGGCCCCGCGCCUCGGCCGCUUCUGCGGGUCAGGGCCCCCCGAGGAGAUCUACUCGGCCGGAGACUCCGUGAUGAUCCGCUUCCACUCGGACGACACCAUCAACAAGAAGGGUUUCCACCUUCGCUACACCAGCACCAAGUUCCAGGACACGCUGCACACGAGGAAAUGAGGGCCGGGGGUCCCGGCCCCACCCCCGCGGGCAGGGGAGGAGGAUGAGGAGGAGGAGGAGGAGGAGGAGGAGGAGAAGAGCAGGGAGGAAGGUGGGGAGCGCUGCUGCCCCGCACAGACUGCACGGAGGAGGAGCACACAGCCAACCUCAGCACUCAAGACACGCUCGCACGGGGCGCCGGGGCUCGGGCGCCCACGGCACGGGGGGCACGGGGAGGGGGGCCCUGCUGGAAACCACCCACCCCGGUGCUGGGGGUGGGGCCUGAGCGGGACCCGCUGCCCUUCCCUGCCCCGGCCGAAGCUCUGAAUGUACAAACCAGUAACCAGGAAGAGCCCAAAACACACACACAAGGUGCUGUCUCUCUCUUGUACCCAUGAAAUAAAUACCCUUGUACUUGGA
Molecule: messenger RNA, 3396 nt
Organism: Empidonax traillii (willow flycatcher)
Lineage: Eukaryota; Metazoa; Chordata; Aves; Passeriformes; Tyrannidae
Gene: BMP1
Product: bone morphogenetic protein 1
Exons: 19
Coding region: 88-2997 (969 amino acids)
Biological process (GO): proteolysis
Molecular function (GO): serine-type endopeptidase activity; calcium ion binding; metalloendopeptidase activity
Source: RefSeq, a predicted model, not a curated record